Molecule: messenger RNA, 2319 nt
Organism: Stegastes partitus (bicolor damselfish)
Lineage: Eukaryota; Metazoa; Chordata; Actinopteri; Pomacentridae
Gene: cpox
Product: coproporphyrinogen oxidase
Exons: 7
Coding region: 441-1790 (449 amino acids)
Cellular component (GO): cytoplasm
Molecular function (GO): coproporphyrinogen oxidase activity
Source: RefSeq, a predicted model, not a curated record
UACUGUUUGAGAUGAUAUGCUACGGUGACUAAAAAACGUUAAGUUUUACAAAAAUACAAUUUUACAUCUAUAUAUAUAUUUGUAUAUGACUGGUUAGAUCCAGAUAAAAGCGGCUGUAGAGGCGUUAAAGAAAAGAAACCGUGUGAAAAACUGGUAAGCCAAAACCUGGAGCAUACGAGACGUCUUUGAAAGCAACAUACGCGCAGUGCACUCUGGGUUUUGAUGUUUUUUAUACGCUUUAAACACUCUGCGCUAUCUGCGGCGUGACGACAUUUCCCAUGAUGCCUCUGUCCACACCCGGAAGAUAAACGCCCCUUUACGGUUAACAUGACAGAUAGCACGUAGCACAACUUGUGAUAAUGUUUUGAGGAGUUUCAAAGUUCACAUUAGGUGAUAAGAGCCGCCGAGCAGAGCGGAACAAGCGGGAGUUCAUCCUGAAUAUGGCGACCUUUGUCUUCUGCUCGUUAAACAGAACGGCUCGAACUGCAGCCAGACGCAGUUUGAGUUCACAUCUAACGCGGCUCGCCGGUGCAGCAGAGCCGCCGUGCUCCGCUCACAGCCCGACGCUGACUCUGAGAUGGUUUUCCAGAGGAACCAGGUUCAUGUCCCAGGGGACCGCAGGCAGCUCCGCAGCCCGGAGAACCAGGAGGGGAGCCCUGGCGCUCGGAGGAGCCGCGGCAGUGACGGCAGCGGCGGCGGUAGCGGGGUUCCUGGCCAACGCUAACCACUUCCAGCGGGCGGAGAUGGCGACGAGGGUCUCCACGGCCGUCGAGGAGAAGGAGCAGGAGGAGGGGGACAUCUUGGAGAGAUGCCGCGGCUUCAUGUCUCCUCCGGUCACCGACAUCAGCGUGCUGCAGGGGAGCAAGGCGGAGAUGCGAACCAGGAUGGAGCUGCUGAUCAUGGAGACGCAGGCCGAGUUCUGCAGAGCUCUGCAGGAGGUGGACGGAGGGACGUUCAAGGUGGACCGCUGGGACAGGAAGGAAGGCGGUGGAGGGAUCAGCUGUGUGAUGCAGGACGGGAAGGUGUUUGAGAAGGCGGGCGUCAACGUGUCGGUGGUGUUCGGGAACCUGACCGAGGAGGCUGCGAGACAGAUGAGGAGCAGAGGGAAGGUCCUCAAAGGGAAAGAUGGUAAGCUGCCGUUUUGUGCCAUGGGAGUGAGCUCCGUCAUCCACCCCAAGAACCCCCACAUCCCCACGGUGCACUUCAACUACAGAUACUUUGAGAUCGAGGAGGAAGAUGGCACUAAGCAGUGGUGGUUCGGUGGAGGCACAGACCUGACGCCGGUUUAUAUCAACAAAGAAGAUGCCUUUCACUUCCACAACACCCUGAAGGAGGCCUGCGACAAGCACCACCCGCAGUACUACCCCGACUUCAAGAAAUGGUGUGACAGGUACUUCUACAUCCGCCACAGAGGGGAGACUCGCGGUAUCGGAGGGAUCUUCUUCGAUGACCUGGACGCUCCGAGUCAGGAGGAGGCGUUUAACUUCGUCAAGAGCUGCGCUCGCACUGUGGUCCCCUGUUAUUUACCCAUCGUAUCCAAACACCUCAACGACAGCUUCACCGACGAGGAGAAGGACUGGCAGCAGGUACGACGAGGAAGAUACGUGGAGUUCAACCUGGUGUACGAUCGAGGAGUGAAGUUCGGCUUGGCCACUCCCGGCUCCAGAAUCGAGAGCAUCCUCAUGUCCCUCCCGCUCACCGCCAGGUGGGAGUACAUGCACGAGCCUGCCAAAGGUACCCUGGAGGCCGAGAUGCUGGAGGUGUUACGAAACCCCAAGGAGUGGGUGUGAUGGCGGUGUCGGCAAGUUUACAUGUCACUAUGGACAAAACAUCCAGACACGUCUUUGUUGUGUUUUCCAAAGCUGUGACCCAGCGUUUACCAAAAUAAUAUCAAGUGUCUGAAGAGUUUUGCACUGGUACUUCUCUCUCUCUCUCUCUCUCUUCCUCGUUUGCUAUGUUUUGUCGAAUCAGCCUUGUUGGCACUUUAUCAAACUUAAUUUAAUGAUUGUUAACGACUGAGAUUUGUGCCAUUUUUUUUGUACUGCCUGGCCGCGUAAAGCAACACCAAAUAAUGAAACUGCACAGGUGACCUGCUUCGAGGUCCUUUUAACAAGUGUUUGUGUCACGUAGUAGUAGUUUUUUUUUUUUUUUCUACGCCUGAGCUAAAUGUGGCUUUUGCUCCACUUGAGGCUGUCAGAGCUCGACUCUCCUCAUCUUUAAUGAAGCACUGAAAAGGGAAAAUAAGGACAAACUGAGCCGCUGUGUGUCCGACCAAUGUCAAUAAAAGUACUUUUGAUGGCCAAGUGCAUCUGCUCCGAA